AUGGACUCUAUAUCACUUCCUCACCUCCCCUCCCCUCUCUGCUCUGGGUUUCAGAAUGCCAGUGACCAGAAGACUGAGAUGGAGAAAAUCAAAGGGAGAAUUGCUCAGGAGGUGUCUAAGUGUGAAGAGAGGAAGGGGAAAAUAGACGACGAGCUGAGAGAAGUGCAGGUGAAAACAUAUCCAUACAGCACCCAACACAUGUCCCCACAUUCACAUCUCUGAAUGAUCUGUUGUUUUAGCUGUUGUUUUACCUCUGUUGUUUUAGCUGUUGUUUCAGCUGUUGUUUUAGCUGUUGUUUUAGCUGUUGUUUCAGCUGUUGUUUUAGCUGUUGUUUUACCUGUUGUUUUAGCUGUUGUUUUACCUGUUGUUUUACCUCUGUUGUUUCAGCUGUUGUUUCAGCUGUUGUUUUAGCUAUUGUUUCAGCUGUUGUUUCACCUGUCGUUUUAGCUGUCAUUUUAGUGGUUGUUUUAGCGGUUGCUUCAGCUGUUGUUUUACCUGUUGUUUUAGCUGUUGUUUUACCUCUGUUAUUUUAGCUGUUGUUUCUGUUUUACCUCUGUUGUUUCAGCGGUUGUUUCACCUGUUGUUUCAGCUGUUGUUUUAGCUGUUGUUUUAGCUAUUGUUUCAGCUGUUGUUUCACCUGUCGUUUUAGCUGUCAUUUUAGUGGUUGUUUUAGCGGUUGCUUCAGCUGUUGUUUUAGCUGUUGUUUUACCUCUGUUAUUUUAGCUGUUGUUUCUGUUUUACCUCUGUUGUUUCAGCGGUUGUUUCACCUGUUGUUUUCAGCUGUUGUUUUACCUGUUGUUUUAGCUGUUGUUUUACCUGUUGUUUUAGCGGUUGUUUUAGCUGUUGCUUUACCUCUGUUAUUUUAGCUGUUGUUUCUGUUUUACCUCUGUUGUUUCAGCGGUUGUUUCACCUGUUGUUUUACCUGUUGUUUUAGAGGUUGUUUUAGCUGUUGUUUUACCUCUGUUGUUUUAGCUGUUGUUUCUGUUUUACCUCUGUUGUUUUAGCUGUUGUUUCUGUUUUACCUCUGUUGUUUCAGCUGUUGUUUUAGCUAUUGUUUCAGCUAUUGUUUCAGCUGUUGUUUUACCUGUUGUUUCAGCUGUUGUUUUACCUGUUGUUUCAGCUAUUGUUUCACCUGUUGUUUUAGCUGUUGUUUUAGCUGUUGUUUUACCUGUUGUUUCAGCUAUUGUUUCACCUGUUGUUUUAGCUGUUGUUUUAGCUGUUGUUUUACCUGUUGUUUUAGCUGUUGUUUUAGCUGUGUUUUAGCUGUUGUUUUACCUGUUGUUUUAGCUGUUGUUUUAGCUCUGUUAUUUUAGCUGUUGUUUCUGUUUUACCUCUGUUGUUUCAGCGGUUGUUUCACCUGUUGUUUUAGCGGUUGUUUUAGCUGUUGUUUUACCUGUUGUUUUAGCUGUUGUUUUACCUCUGUUAUUUUAGCUGUUGUUUCUGUUUUACCUCUGUUGUUUCACCUGUUGUUUUAGCUGUUGUUUUACCUGUUGUUUUACCUGUUGUUUCAGCGGUUGUUUUAGCUGUUGCUUUAGCUGUUGCUUUAGCUGUUGUUUUGGAGGAUACUGGAUACACAAACACAAACAAACACAGGGCUUGUCUGUAGGGCGACAGCAUAGCUGGCCUACAAUUAACCUGGAUAAGGCAGAGCGUGCUGUAGAGAACAUCAAAUCACAGACACAUACGCCUGACCUUUGUUUAACCUGUGUGUGUGUGUGUGUGUGUGUGUGUGUGUGUAGCCCCUGGUGGAUGAGGCUAAGCGAGCUGUGGGGAACAUCAAGCCAGAGUCUCUAUCAGAGAUCCGCUCCCUGAGGAUGCCUCCUGAUGUUAUCAGAGACAUCCUGGAGGGGGUGCUGCGACUCAUGGGCAUCUUCGACACCUCCUGGGUCAGCAUGAAGAGGUGAGAGAGGGGGAGGGAGGGAGGGAGGAGGAGAGAGAGAGGGAAGGAGGGGGGGAGAGAGGGAAGGAGGGAGGGAGGGGAAGGGAUAGAAGGAGGAAAGGAGAGGGAGGGAGUGAACUAGAGAUUUAGGGAAAGAGAGAGGUUUAGUGUGCGAGAUCCAUGGAGAUGGAACUAUAAGAGGAAUACAGAGAGAGAUAGAGGGUGAUGUAGGGCCCAGAGGUUGACACAGGAGCAGGACUCAUGCGGGUCUUGUGGGUCCCGCGGGAUUCUGGCAGGAAUGGGAGUGAAGCUCUAGAGUCAAGUUCGAGACAGGAUGGGACUGAAUCAACAAUCCACAGGAACGGGCAGUACAGGAAUAAUUAUAAACUGAUUUUUUUGCGCGGAAAUAUGUCAUGUGUGGAGUAUUUCAUCCCCCCCAAAAUCUGUGUAGGUUAGGCCUAAUAUAGUUGCCUUAAUAAAAAUACAUUUAAAAAAGGGUAAUUUCCCCCCUCCCCCUUCUGUCGGCUCAUUCUCGCGCCUCGACCCAGUUGUAGCCUGUCACUAGGCUACCUCAGAUGCCAACCUACGUUGGUAGGCUAAAUGAUGAGGAAUUGCAACAUCUUGUUGCAGCCAAGGACCCAUCACUAAUAUUAACAUUAGAGCCAAGGAAAGAGCGAUGUUUUAGCUAAAUGUGAUGGAGUUGCCUUUGACAUUGAAGGAACCCAGUACACAGCUUGUAAAAAAUGCUGCGGUUUAAUCAAAUAGGCUACCAACUGAAGUGCGGGACAAACGGCCUGUGGCAUAGCUGCUCUACUCACAACAACUUUACCGUCAAGCUCAAUUGUUUGCGUAUAUAACUAAACGUGUGCAUCUCAGGUGAAGAGUGAAAUAAAGAUGGGAUGAUGUAUGCAGUAAUGCCGCUCAGGUUCUCUUUAUGUUAAUGUGUUGUAAAUGUUUCUACGUGGCAGGGCUCAGCUGUAGGCUACAGUUCUAUACCUGUACUGUCUGUCCUCAUCCAGCUUUAAUCAAUCUACAUUUAGGUCGUUCUGAAUACGCUCUUAUCCAGAGAUACUUAGGCCUACAGUCAGUGCAUUUAACUAAGGUAGGUAAGACAACCACAUAUCACAGUCGCAUAUUGCAUUACUCCACAAAAAGUUCUACAGCUGCACCAUCGAGAGCAUCCUGACUGGUUGCGUCACCGCCUGGUAUGGCAACUGCUCGGCCUCCGACCGCAAGGCACUACAGAGGGUAGUGUGUAGGGCCCAGUACAUCACUGGGGCCAAGCUUCCUGCCAUCCAGGACCUCUAUACCAGGCAGUGUCAGAUGAAGGCCCUAAAAAUUGUCAAAGACUCCAGCCACCCUAGUCAUAGACUGUUCUCUCUGCUACCGCACAGCAAGUCUAGGUCCAAAAGGCUUCUUAACAGCUUUUACCCCCAAGCCAUAAGACUCCUGAACAGCUAAUCAAAUGGCUACCCGGACUAUUUGCAAAUGGCUACCCUCUGUUUUACGCUGCUGCUACUCUCUGUUUAUUAUCUAUGCAUAGUCACUUUAACUCUACCUAUUUUUUACUUAUCAAUUUUUUUACUUAACACUUAUUUUUCUUAAAACUGCAUUGUUGGUAAAGGGCUUGUAAGUAAGUAAGCAUUACCUGUUGUAUUCGGUGCAAGUGACAAAUACAAUUUGAUUCGAUUUGAAAAAUAUUUUAAAUAUUUCCUAAACAAACACAAUAGCCUACAUAUUUCUGCGCACAAAAAUGAGCACAGGACAGGAGUGAUUGUUAUCGGGAAGGGACAGGACGGGAGUGAUUGUUAUCGGGAAGGGACAGGACGGGAGUGAUUGUUAUCGGGAAGGGACAGGACGGGAGUGAUUGUUAUCGGGAAGGGACAGGACGGGAGUGAUUGUUAUCGGGAAGGGACAGGAAAGUUCCGGGGUUAUAGCUCUGUUGCAGGAUCAGGACAGUACAGGAAAUUAACUGACAAGACGGGACAGAAAUUAUUUUUAAUUCCUGUACUAGGGCCAGAGCUGUCAGUGUGUGUGUGUGCGUCCGUAGUGUAUUCUGUCAGUAUGUGUGUCCGUAGUGUAUUCUGUCAGUGUGUGUGUGUCCGUAGUGUAUUCUGUCAGUGUGUGUGUCCGUACUGUAUUCUGUCAGUAUGUGUGUGUGUCCGUAGUGUAUUCUGUCAGUGUGUGUGUGUGUCCGUAGUGUAUUCUGUCAGUGUGUGUGUGUGUCCGUAGUGUAUUCUGUCAGUGUGUGUGUGUGUCCGUAGUGUAUUCUGUCAGAGUGUUGUGUGUGUCCGUAGUGUAUUCUGUCAGUGUGUGUGUGUGUGUGUCCGUAGUGUAUUCUGUCAGUGUGUGUGUGUGUCCGUAGUGUAUUCUGUCAGGUGUGUGUGUGUGUCCGUAGUGUAUUCUGUCAGUGUGUGUGUCCGUAGGGUAUUCUGUCAGUGUGUGGUUGUGGUCCGUUAGUGUAUUCUGUCAGUGUGUGUGUGUUGUCCGUAGUGUAUUCUGUCAGUGUGUGUGGUGUCCGUAGUGUAUUCUGUCAGUUGUGUGUGUCGUAGGGUAUUCUGUCAGUGUGUGUGUGUGUCCGUAGUGUAUUCUGUCAGUGUGUGUGUCCGUAGUGUAUUCUGUCAGUGUGUGUGUCCGUAGUGUAUUCUGUCAGUGGUGUGUCCGUAGUGUAUUCUGUCAGUAUGUGUCCAUCCGUAGUGUAUUCUGUUUAAUGGCUUGUUGUAGUCAUUAGUAACACUCAUUAGUCUGCGAGCCAUUCUAGAGGAAGUGUCUGAGAACCUAAUCUGCCGUUGAUGAUUGUGUUAAUUGAGUGAGUGCAGCCGCUCUGAGCAGUGUUAGGAAGUGUGUGUGAUACAGAGUGUGUUAGGAUGUAUAUGAGUAACAAACUGGGUGAUUUGUCACUGUUAGCUCUUAAUUAGUUAGAAGUUUUACUUCAAUAACUUCAGGCUUGAAUUAGCAUUAGCUGCCUCAUUAUCAGAUUUAAAGCUUGUGCGUCUCUGUCUCUCUGUCUCUGUCUCUGUCUCUCUUUCUCUCUAGUUUCCUGGCUAAGAGGGGGGUGAGAGAGGACAUAGCCACAUUUGAGGCGAGGAACAUCAGUCAUGAGAUUCGUCAGAGUGUGGAGGAGCUACUGACCAGAAACAAGGCCUCGUUCGACCCCAAGGUGAUCCAGUUAGCCUAGCCAGUUAGCCUAGCCAGUUAGCCUAGCCAGUUAGCCUAGCCAGUUAGCCUAGCCAGUUAGCCUAGCGCUACAGUUCAAGGUGGAAGUUGUACGUGAUCACAGAUCUAGGAUCAGAUUAUCCUACUCUUAACUAUUAGUGGGGGGAUUUGUUUUGACCCUGUUUCAGUGGUUAGUGCCACAUUCUACCUUCUCCCUUAGGGGAGAACAACUAACACUGAUGUAAAUGAUGUGAUGUACAACUACUGCAACUACUAUUAACCUAGAGCUACAGGCAGCAACCUAUGUACCUUUAUAGAAGCGGUUAGCUAAUAGCAGUCAAGUUGAAGAGAUCAUUUGAACCUCCUAAGAUAAGCCUCCUUGCUCUCACUCCAGGUUGUGUUGUUGUUGUUGUUGUUGUUGUCAGAAUGCUAAGCGUGCAAGUGCUGCGGCUGCUCCACUGGCAGCCUGGGUGAAGGCCAACGUACAGUACUCACACGUCAUGGAGAGGAUACAGCCACUGGAGAAAGAACAGGCUGGACUACUGGAGUGAGUCUAUACACACAUACGCACUUGUGCAUGCACACACGCCUAAUCCUCAAGCAUAAUUUGAUGUGUGUUACUUGUUUGUGUGUGUGUGGUGUGUGUGUGUUUUUGUGUGUGUGUGUGUGUGUGUGUAGGAACUUGAGGAAGACAGAGAGUCGAAAGACUAAACUGGAGGAGCAGCUCAACUCUGUGGGGCAGAAAGUCAAUGAGCUGAAAGAGAAGUAAGAAUAUUUGUUGCAUCCCUCCAUCCCUUGACAGCCUCUUUCUCUUCUACUGUCUCACUGAUUAACUCUGCUCUAUUGGAGAGACAAGUUACAGGAAUACUGGUCUUGCCCUUAUUCCCCCCCCCCCUCUCUCUCUCUCUCUCUCUCUCUCUCUCUCAUCGCGAUGCUUCACCUCGAGCUCCCUGCUCGCGUUCUCGCGCCCCGCUGUCUCUCUCUCUCUCUCUCUCGACCUCUAUCUGGGGGGGGCGAGAGACGGCCCUGCACAAUCGGGGCAUCUACACAGAAGCUAUACUAGAUUUUAGCAGAAAUAGCUUCUAUCUCUUCUCCCUCUCACUCUACUGCUACUACCUCGACUAAUCUAUACUCGUAUCUCUUUUCUCUCUCUCGCUCUCUCUCUCUCUAUAUCGUAUCUCUCUCUCUCUCUCCCCCUCUCUCUCUCUCCCUCCAUCUCUCUCUCUCAUUAGGUUCCAGUCUCGUACUACAGAGGCAGCUAAGCUGGAGGCGGAGGUCAGUAAGGCCCAGGAGACCAUCCAGGCAGCAGAGCAACUCAUACACCAACUGGACGGAGAACACACACGCUGGAAUGCCCAGGUGUUUGUGUGUGUGUGUUUGUGUAGAGGGGGGAUGUAUCCUGCUGUCUCGGUCCCUCCUGGCUGUUUUUACUCCUCUCUCUCCAGCAUCUGUCUGCUCCUUAAUUAAAGCACUCGAUCUCCCACUGUCUCCCUCAGAGACACACGCACACAUUGUCCCGCUUGGAGCCCUCACCAGCGACUGCUUUACCUGCUACUCACGUGCAUACACAUACUCACCUCUCCACACUCCCACAGUCAGUGUAUGAACUCUGAUGGCAGUGGUCUGUUCCUAUUGCCCACCGAAUGUUCUGGGGCUGGUUUAGUCUCCACACUGCACAGAUUUUCUGGCACUGAGCCAUGGGCCGGGUCUGUUCACACUCUCUUCCUGUGGCAGUUCUACCUGAGCUGCUCUUUAGGUAAUAACAACUAUGUCAGCUCACCUUAAAUGGCCUGCAACUGAGUUUAGUGUGUGUGUGUGUCAGGUGGCUGAGAUCACUGAGGAUUUGGAGACGUUGCCUAAGAGAGCGAUGCUGGCAGCAGCCUUCAUCACAUACCUGUCUUCUGCUCCAGAGGACAGGAGACGAAACAGCUUGGAGACAUGGAUGAAGGCAUCUGGACUACAGAGUGAGACACACACAGUCAUACACAGUCACACACACACACACACACACACACACACACACACACACACACACACACACACACGCAACCUUUGUCUUCUCUCUCCUCCUUUGACUGGUGUGACUGUUUUGUGUGGUGGUGGUUUGUGUGGUGGUGUGUUUGGGGGGGGUGUGGGGAUGGGUGUGUUUGGGGGGGUAAAAACCCCCUUUUUCCCAUUUUGUUUUUUUCUCCUUUCCCCUUUUUUUUUCUCUUUAAACCCCUUUUUUUUUUCCUUAAUUGGCCUUUUUCCCAAAACAAAGGCACUGCCGGGGGGGGAAACCCGGGAAACCUAGGCACAGGAAACCCUCCAAACAAAAAAACCCCCAGAUGGAACCCCAGGGGGGGGUUUUUUUUUGGGGUUUUGAAAGGGGGGGAGUUUCCCGUUUUCCCCGGGUUUUUUUUUAGUUUUCCUAUUUAAUUUUAAAGGGGGGGUUUAAGAAAAAAAAAUUUUUGGGGCCCCCAAAAACAAAAAACCCCCCAACCCCCCACCCCCACACCCCAAAAACCCCAAAACUUUUUUGGGGGUUUUUGGGUUUUUUGGGGUUGGGGGGGGGGGGGGGGGGGGGGGGGGGGGGGGGUUUUUUGGGGGGGUUUGGGUUUUUUGGGGGGUUUUGGUUUUUGGGAAAAAAAAAAAAAACACAAAAAAAAAAAAAAAAAAAAAAAAAAAACCCAACACCCCCCAAAAAACAAAACAACAGGGGGGUUUGGAAAAACAAGGGGAGCCCCAAAAGCCACAGAAAAAAAAAACCCAAACCACAAAAAAACCCAAAAAAAAUUUUUUUCCCCCCUUCUCUUUCUUUUGUUUGGGGGGGGGUUUUUUUGGGGGUUGGUGGGGGGUUGGGUAAAGGGGGGCUUUUUUUUUUCCCCAAAAAAAAAAAAAAAAGGGGAACCGUUGGAAAAAUGAAGGUGUGAGGGUUUUGGGGGGGUUUUUGGGGGGUUUUUUUUUUUUUUCCCCUUUUUCUUUUUGCUUGUUUGUUGGUUUGCUCGUUUUUCUUCUACCUCCUUUAACCCCUCCCCCUUUUCCCCCCCCCCUUUGUUUACCCCCCUUUUUUUUCUCUCUUUCUGUCCUCCUCUCUCUUCUUUUUUUUUUCUCUUCCCCCCCCCUUUCUCGUCUCUCUUCUCUCUUCUCUUUUUUUCUUUGUCUCUUUUUUGUCUCUCUGUUUUGUUCUGUCUUGUCUUCUUUUUCCCUCUCUCCUCUCUCCCCCUUUUUUUUUCCCUCUUUCUUUUUCUCCCCCUUUUUUCCUCUCCCGUCGCUCACGCUCUUUUUUUUCCCUCCCCUUUUCGUCUUCUGAGGAUUUUGGGGGAAAUGGGCAGAUUGAAAGCAUGGGAAGGUUUUUAUUGGUGUGUGUAGCCUCGUUCCUCUACUGUGUUUUUUUUGUUGUGACUUCUCAUUUUGGGGUGAAUUCCCUCCCUGACGGAGAGGGGUUUAAUGGGACCCAGUUUUUUUCCCCUUUUUUCAUUUUUUGUUUCAAACCCCCCGGUUUUCCCGGGGCCCGAUUAAGAUAGGAAUAAGUCAGGGGGAAGAACUCACCCUCCACCACGUAUCUCCACCACAGCAGGCGUUUGCAAAAACACACACACACACCAAACACACCAAACACAAACACCCCCACAAACCCCAACACCACCACACCACACACAACACACACACACACACAAAAACAGAAAACGCCCUCCCCCUAGCAAUACACAAACCUUUACUCAGUAGUCCUAUUCUAAACGAACCAUGCAGGGCGUGGCAACAGAAAAGGUACCAUUUAUGUAUAGGAGUUUGUCAUUUUGUUGUUCACUAUUUAAAUUCCACCUGAGUUCUUCAAAUAAUUGAUUGUUGUCCAGACUUGUAUAAUGGUUAUCUCUCUAAUCAACUUAACCAGUUUGUUUUUGCAUGAUGCCUCUUGAGGCACUUUUCUGCAAAAGUAGCUUUUUCCUUUGAUUUGGCUAUUUUGUGAUAAUCCUGAUUUUGUCCAAUAGGGCUUAGUGUGCAUGUGUGUGUGUGUGGCUUCACCGGCCUUGUCAUUCUUCUGAUGAGUGGCCUUUGCUUUGCGGAGAGAAUACACUCUAAAAGACAAGUGUAAUCGGGGCUCUUUCGCCUCACACAGUCUCUGGAGCAAUCUGUGGCUGUGGUGUGUAGAGAUCAACCUGUUAACGUCUGUCUUUCCCAACCUGAUGCAGGAAACAGUUGCAUAACCAAGAACCACCAGCCUGUAGAACACGUUAAUAACUGUUUCUAAAUGGGUCCCAUUUCUACUGUUCCCCUACUGCAAGUCACAAUAGUUCUUUCAGUAAGAGACCCACAUUGCCAUUUACCCCCCCCCCCCCCCCACCCCCCCACCCCAUUCCCCCCAACAAACACAAACCACCCCCCCCAACAAAACCCCCCAACCCACCCCACCCCACAACCCCUCAACCAACUCUCCUAACACCCCAAAAACUAAAACAACCAUAAAAAAAUUAUUCAAAUAUUAAAAAAAAAACCCCCAAAAAAAACCAUCCAUAAAAUAACCAAAAAAACACCCACCCAACCCAAAAACCAUUCAUCACCAAAAAUAUAACCUAUAAAAAAUUUACCACCAAUACAAGCAACCAAGACAAAAAAUUAAAAACCAAGGAUAAAAAAAGAACCAAAUCAAAUACAAUUAAACCCAAUAAUAACCUAAAAUAAACCUGCAAAAGUCAAAUACCGUAAUUACCAAAUACGACAAUUGAAUUACCAAAACCGCAACUCUACUUUUUUAACCUAACUUAGACAACACUAACGUCAACAUACUAAGAUCUGUUAUUGUCCAACUCUUUUAUCCGCAUUUGUCCGUCUAUUAGCACCCCCCAAACAAAAUCAUUAACUCUCCACUCUCUACUCCCACUCUAGACUCUUAAAGGGGGGUUUGAGCCAAAAAUGGGGGAGAGAAGAGAACACACAAGCCUGGAAUGCCAGUGUUUGUGUGUGUUGUGUUGUGUUAGAGGGGGAUGUAUCAGGCUGUCCGGUCCCUCUGGCUUGUUUUUACUCCUCUCUCUCCGCAUCUGUUAGCUCCUAAUUAAAGCACUCAAUCUCCCACUGUCUCCCUAAGAGACACACGCACACAUUGUCCCGCUUGGAGCCCUCAACAGCGACUGCUUUACCUGCUACUCACGUGCAUACACAUACUCACCCUACUCACACUCCCACAGUCACGUGUAUGAAAUCUGAUGGCAUGGUCUGUUGCAAUAUUGCCCCCGAAUGUUCUGGGCUGGUUUAGUUCCACACUGCACAGAUUUUGGCACUGAGACAUGGGCCGGUCUGUUCACACUCUCUUCCUGUGGCAGUUCUACCUGAAGUGCUUCUUUAGGUAAUAACAAACCUAAGUCGGGCUCUCACCUUAAAUGGCCUCUGCAACUGAGUUUAGUUGUGGGUGUGCAGGUGGCUGAGAUCAGGAGGGAUGGAGAACGUUGCCUAACGAGAGCGUAUGCUGGCAGCAGCAGCCGUCAUUACAUACCCUUGUCUUAUGCCUCCAGGGACGGAGACGAACACAGUUGGAGGUGAAUGGAUGAAGCAUCUGGAACUACGGAGUGGGCCACAAACAGGUCAGACACAGUCACACAACACACACACACCCACACACACACACACACACUACACAACACACACACAAACACACAACACAAAACCAAAAGGGGGAGAGCGCGAGAGACAGAGAGGUUGAUGGGUGGGUAUGUGUCGGUGUUUAGUGGUGGACUGUGUGUGUGGUGUGUGUGUGUGUGUGUGUGUUGUGAGACUGUUGGUGUCUGUUGUGUGUGACUGGGGGUGUGUCUCGAGUUUGACAUGCGGCACGUCCUGUGCUCAUGAGAGUGAGCAGCGGAUCUGGAAAGUUGAAGCACUGCCCUCAGAUGACCGGUCUAUGGAGAACGCCCUGGUUAUACUGCAGGUUAGAUACUAUCUGUCGAUACUUCUAUCUCUCUUCGGUCAUCAUCUAUCGAUCUAUCUCUAUAUCAUCUAUCUCAUCGAUCUCAUCUCUCGAUCUCUCGUCUCUCUACUAUCUCUCACCAAUUAUAGUAAUUCGUUCUCUUUCUCUCUCUCUCACUCUUUCUCCUCUCUCUCCGCGCUGCACUCCUUUUCUUCUGAUUUCACUAUCUCUAUUCUGUCUUACUGAGAGAUUGGAAGUGGUGCAGAUUAGAAGCCUAGGGAAGGCGUAUAUUGUGUGUGAGCCCUCUGUGUUCCUCACUGGUUUCCAUGUUGUGAUCGUCUCAGGUGGAGCGAAUUCUCCCUCUGACUAGGGAGUCGGUGUUUACAUUACGGGUCACAUCCAUGUUUACUUCUUUCAUUUUAUUGUCGUUCUACCUCUCUCCGUGUCUUUCCUCUGCAUCCUGCCAUUAGAUCAGUGCAAUCAAGUCCGGGUAAGAACUCACCCCUACAUCCAUCUAUAAUUCCAACCCUACAGCAGGCUGCUUGCGAAAACACCAUACACCACACACACACAACACACACACACCACACACACACCACACACAGACAGACAGACAGACACACACAGACAGACAGACAGACAGACAGACCAGACCACACAGACAGACACACACAGACAGACAGGACAGACGGACAGACGGACGGACGGACGGACGCACGCACUCCCACAUAG
Coregonus sp. 'balchen' is the source of this 11645-nucleotide messenger RNA. NCBI's taxonomy places the organism in Eukaryota, Metazoa, Chordata, Actinopteri, Salmoniformes, Salmonidae. The record is from the annotation of a GenBank genome assembly.